GCGCUGAUGUACAGUGUGUUGGCGGGUGUGUAUAAAGUAUUGGAAUUGUUCAUCAUGUUUGCACAGAAGCCUUACAGCGUUAUUAAAUAUGAAAAGCGGAAUAUUCUGUUGAUAUGACAGUUAUAAUGGAGGUGUGAAUAUGGCAAUGUGAGAUGGAUCAAUCCCGGAAGCGGAGAUUAAAUAAUAGGAAAACUGGGCUUUCUCAGUGUAAAGUGGCGAGAAAUGAAGAGCCGGAGGAAGUUUGUGAGAGCAGAGAUGUUACAGACGCUACAGGAUCAGACAGACACUUCAGUACCAUCAGAGCCUCCAGCCCUCAGUCUGACAGCGCCAGUCAAGAACAGCAUGCUGCAUGUAUCCAGAAGCCUGAAGAUGACGCUGAGAAGACCUUGAUCAUCACAUGCAACAAGGAACAGGGUGGAACACGAACACUGGGCAGAAGGAAGGGUUUGAGGAGGAAGAGAGACGCAGUCAGUGAAGUAGAAGCUCAGCAGAAGGAAGCUGAAGAUGAAAUCCAACCAGAGGUGGAGAUUGACCGAGAGCUGGACAGAGAACUUGAAAAUAAAUCUCGUCAACAUAACCUGACCUCUGCGAACGUUCGUAGCAUCAUUCAUGAAGUGAUCACCAAUGAGCAUGUUGUGGCCAUGAUGAAAGCUGCUAUCAGUGAUACUGAACCCAUUCCUAUAUUUGAACCCAAGAUGACCCGCUCUAAACUAAAGGAGGUUGUGGAGAAAGGAGUUGUCAUUCCUGCUUGGAACAUUUCACCAAUUAAGAAGCCCUCAAAGGUGAAGAAGGGACCCCAGUUUGUGGAUAUUCCUUUAGAAGAGGAAGACUCCUCUGAUGAAGAGUAUCGUCCUGAUGAAGAGGAGGAGGAUGAGACAGCUGAGGAGACUCUUCUGGAAAGUGACUUUGAGAACUCAUCAUCUUCUCCACGGUGCAGUCGAGUGAACCUCCACAGAUCAAGCUCUGAACAUGAGGAGGAUGGAGCCAGCAGCUCUAGACCGAACCUUCGCAGAUCUAGGCACCUGACAGUAGCUGUGACCCCAAUGGGACCCCCACCACCACCACCGGCCCCCUCCAGGGCCCCACCAGAUUGCAGCUUCUUAGAGAAACUCCAUGCGGUGGAUGAGGAGCUGGCCAUCGGCCCUGACUGCAUUGAGUCAUAUCAGAGUCUCAGUAGUGCUAAUGGAGAGGAGAGCCUGAUUUCAUUUCGCACACGAUCCAAGCGCCCGCUGAGAAACGUCCCUCUGGGGCGCCUGGAGGCGGAGCUACGUGCUCCUGACAUCACUCCAGACAUGUAUGAGUUUGGCUCCACCCCUGAGGACAGAGAAUGGACGCAGUGGCUGCAGGGCCUCAUGAGUUCAGAUAUGGAGAAUGAAGAGGAGGGUGAUGAUGAAGAUGACCCAGAGUACAAUUUCCUGGCUGAAAUUGAUGAGCCUGAUGUGGAGGACUAUAGGAAUGACAAGGCAGUGCGCAUUACCAAAAAGGAAGUCAAUGACUUGAUGGAGGAGCUAUUUGACACAUUUCAGGAUGAAUUAGGGAGUCAGGAAGAAGAAGGACAUGAAGAAGAAGAGGAAAAAGAGGAAGAUGAGAGUCCCCUGCAGGAGCCACCUGGCGUUAUGGAGAAUAUUCAGUACGAGGAUCCAUUAGCAGAUGUCUUGAAGCAGCGAUAUCGUACAGUGCGGGAGCAGCUGGCGGCGGUGAAGAAACGGAAGGCUCUGUUGGAGAGUAAAGGAGUGUCUGUACCUCCACCCUGCCCUCAACGCCCCUCUAGCCCCAUAACAUCCAUGACCAUGAACACAGCUCAGAAGCUACAGCUACAGCAGCAGAUCCAGCAGCAUGUGCAGCUCCUCACGCAGGUGAACAUGUUGUGCUGUUCGGUUAAAGGUCUGGAGACAGAGGCUUCAACAAGCAGACAGUUCUUGUUGGAGCUGCAGAUGUUUUCCCAGCAUGGAGACCAAUCCUGCGGCCCAGUAGAGCAUGGCUUCACCAGCAUCUUCAAAGCCUGCAACCUUCAGAGUGCUAUUUCUCUUCUGGAGGAACUAGAUCAGUCACCCAAAGGAGACCCUACAGUCUCAAGUCCAUGUUUCCCUGGAUGCCAGUUUCCUGCUCCUUUGGCCUGGCUUAUGGUGACUCGACCGGUGUUUCUCUACCCAGAGCUACUUCCUACAAUCCAACUGCGUCCUUCUAGAUUCAAAGGGCCGUUUUCUCCAGCAGAAGAUUGCCUUGUUGUUCUAGGUCAUAAGCAUUUAAGAAGUACUCUAAACCCACUGCAGAUGACUUGUCGCUAUCUGCUUGCUGCUAGGAGCUUUAUCAGUUUAAAUUCACACAUCCGUGAUGUGUGUCAUAAGCCCUUUCCCAAUGUCAUCAAGACAUACUUUGUGACUAGAAAGUGCCCUCCCAUGCCCUUGGCCUGUAAGAGGGUCAGUCCUUCUGACCAGCGCCCCCCGGUGGAGAGAGAAAAGAGCCUCAUGCCUAAUUGGCUCUCGAAAAACCUGAAGUGCAUUUAUGAGCAUGUAAGAAUGUUUAACCAACCAUCUGGAAACUCCCAGACUGCCAAUCCAGCAGAAGAAGCCACUGAGUCUCCAGGUCCAGAAGUACAUUGUAGCCUCUCUCCAGGCAUGCGUUACCCUCCCAGCCUUCCUGAGGACCUUGCUCAGACACUUGAAUCUUCACCUGGCUCCUGCAAAAAGAAAAACGACAAGACUGCUAAAUCCACCAAGCCUUUAAAACCUCCCCCAUCAGCUGAGGAACUAGAAGUGUUUCUGAACCAGUUACCAACCCUUUUACCAAAAACGAUCACAGUUCCAAGUCCAUCACUUUCAAACCCUUCUCAUCUCGCACUGGUUCUGAGGCCAGAACCGAAUCCAUGUGUGCCUGGAAACGGAGCUAUGAAUGGGCCUUUCAUAGUAUCUAACAUGUCAAACAUGCCUCCGAUGGGACAAAACCCAGGUGGAGCAGUCGUCACUUUACCGCUUGCUCCAGUCGCACCUGAACUGAGCUCUUCAAGGACUGUUCCUGUGAAAAAUGCUGUAGGAACACCAAUGGGCGUCUCUGGUUCUCCACAGAGAGCUCAAGUUGGUGCAACCCGGGGGGACGUAAUCAUCACUUUACCUGCUGCUUUGGCACCAGAGCUAAAUACUUGUUCUUCACAGCAUAUAGCUGUGAAUCAAACUGCACAAAUAGUCUCCUCUAACGUUGAACCAAGAGGGUCAAACCUCAUAAUUACUCUUCAACCGUCUCUGAUUCCCAACAUUUUAAAAUGUCCCACCACCAUCAUAAAAGCAUCCAGCACCCCAUCAGCUAAAGAUCGUGUUAGUCAGCAUUGUGGCACUCUGCUUAAAGUUGUACAGAGGGGCUCUGGUGGUCUAGCUCAAAUACAUCAAAAACCUCUAAAUCAGUUUCUUCUCCUUCCUCCAGGCUACGUGCUUGCAAGCAGCAGCCUUAAGAUAGCUGGACAAGAUCAAACCUUGAAACACUCAUCAGCUCUGAAUAGCAAAGAGAUGAAACUCAGGAAGCAACAGAGAACUCCAGACACUUUCCAAAGCUCUCAUGGACCACAAGGAGACCCACCAAAAAUGACAUCCGUUCAUGAUGCUCCUACUGAGUGCUUACAAGAAACCACAGCUGCAGAGGAAGAGCUGAGUAGUGAUGAUGGAGUAUUGAUUGAGAAUGAGGUGGAAGAGUAUGGUGAGAAGGACCCCAGAGAGCUGUUUCUCACACUCUCUGAAUCCUCCGGGAGCCCAACGCCCAGCAUUGACGGGGAAGACACUGACAUGGAGAUUGUUUUGGGCAGGAGAGAGAAACUAGAGGAGCAGAACACAAAAGAAAGGCAAAGCAGCAAUAGGCUGACGGGGAAGGAGGAGAAAACAGGUGGAGGUGUUUCAGAUGUCCUGUUUGCACCAGAGCUUCAGAAAACCAUCGAGAAAUUCUCACAUCUGGCCACAAAGAUGAGAUCUGAAAAGGAAGGAAGUUCAGAUGAUGGAAAAUCAAACCAUCAACCUGCAGGUUCUGUGGAGAGCCCUUUGGUCAUUUACGAUAAUGCAUCUGAUGACGAUCCUUACAGAGACGCUAAAGAUGUCGCCUUUGCCCAGGCUUACCUAGAGAAGGUGUAUGAGGUGCUGCAGAUGGUGCCUGGGAAAGUGGACGAGUUCCUGUGUGUUCUGUCAGAGUUUGAGAAAGAUCCAAAAAGUCGCACGUCACUGGAGUUACUGACGAGACUCAAGCCUGUGCUGAGCGACUGGCCUGAACUGCUUCGGGAUUUUGCUGCUUUUCUGCAUCCAGAUCAAGCCAGAGAGUGUGGCCUGCUGGCAGAGCAGCAGGCAUUUGAGCGCAGCAGACGGUUUCUACGCCAGCUGGAGUGUACUUUUGGAGAGCAGUCAGAUCUCUACAGAAAGGUGGUGCACAUUCUACAAGGGGGUCCGUCACAGGAUCUUCCUGACUUCAAAGAGAUGAAAGCUCAAAUAACAUUGCUGUUCCGUGAUCACACUGACUUGCUGGAGGAAUUCUGGGAAUUUUUUAAGCAGCUAUACCCACAAGUGCAAGAUGAGGAUCAUGCAGACAAUGUGGAAACCAUUCGGGGCUUGGAAAGAAACCAUGCAUGUCAACCAAUCAGAACUGUCUUACCAGAUAAAAAAAUGGAGCCAGUCAAAACAACCAUUAAACAUAGAAGAAAAAGAGAUAAACAUGUUCAGAUGGCAGAAACAAAAAAGAACAAGGCCAAGAAACACAGUGUAGCAACAGAGUCAAAAAAGGACGCAGCUGAGUCUUCUUCAGUGGACCGUGAACAGUCUUCAUUUAACACCACAGGAAGCUCAGUCUGUGCCAAGAAUAUCUCACGCACACCAAAUGGGAAAAAAGUAGUCCUCUGGACGAGGGAGGCAGACCGUGUAAUACUGACCACCUGUCAGCAGCGAGGAGCCAAGCCAGCCACGUUUCAUGCCAUUGCAGCCCAGCUUGGCAACAAAACAGCCAACGAGGUUUUGGAGCGCUUUCAAGACCUCAUUAAGUUGUUCCACAAAUCCAGCAAGUUACAUCACACAAGCCAGUCGGACACAGAGAUCCAGUCCGGCACUAUAGAAGAUGAACCAGACUAACAUUAAAAAUGUGCUGAACAAUA
Molecule: messenger RNA, 5116 nt
Organism: Onychostoma macrolepis
Lineage: Eukaryota; Metazoa; Chordata; Actinopteri; Cypriniformes; Cyprinidae
Gene: gon4la
Product: gon-4 like a
Exons: 29
Coding region: 153-5093 (1646 amino acids)
Biological process (GO): regulation of DNA-templated transcription
Cellular component (GO): nucleus
Molecular function (GO): transcription coregulator activity
Source: RefSeq, a predicted model, not a curated record